UUGGGGCGAGCAGGCGGCGUGCUGGAGCUCUUUCUGUGACCGCAUUGCAACAAAGUUUCCAGUGAUACAAAAACAUCGCGCGCGCGCUCACCUCAACGCAGUUUGAUCGCUUUUAUAGUGUCGUUAAUCGGGUUGUGUAUCAGAGCGAGUUCACACACACACACACACACACCGGGUCUGACUUCGAGCUGCUGCAUGUCGGGAGAGACCGAAGUCCAGAUGCUGGUGGAUUUGUGUCCUGCUUUGCCGCGGUGGGAUUUGAGAUGAAAGUGAAUUAAACUGAAAACAGUGACGUUAUUCUUAUUAUCGUUGCUGUUUUUAUUAUUAGAUUGUAUUUUUUAUUAUUAUAAUAGUUGUGAUAGUAGGAGUAGUAUGAUAUAGGAUAUUUUCCCUUUUCUUCUGUUUAUCUGAGCCGAGCAGGCAUCCACAAGUUCCUCCUGUCUCGCCCACAAACCCCCAAGCUGGCCUAUGGUCAUAACUCCAACAUGAACGUGGGCAGGAGCGGGUACAGGGUCUUCUGUGCCAACAACAUCCCAGCAAGCACCGAGCUGGCCAACAAGAUCACAGAGCGUCUGGGGGUGGAAUUGGGAAAAUCGGUGGUGUUCGAGGGGGCCAACAAAGAGACCACGGUGGAGGUGAAGGAGUCAGUGAGAGGACAGGACAUCUUCAUCAUCCAGACCAUGCGCAGGGAUGUGAACACGGCGAUCAUGGAGCUGCUGGUGAUGGCGUACGCCCUGAAGACGUCCUGCGCCAAGAACAUCAUCGGCGUCAUCCCAUAUUUCCCCUACAGCAAGCAGUGCAAGAUGAGGAAGAGAGGAUCCAUCGUCUGCAAGCUGCUAGCGUCCAUGCUGGCUAAAGCGGGUCUGACCCACAUCAUCACCAUGGAUCUGCACCAGAAAGAGAUCCAGGGUUUCUUCAACUUCCCAGUGGAUAACCUGCGAGCAUCACCGUUUCUGCUGCAGUACAUCCAGGAGGAGAUCAUUGACUUCAGAAACGCUGUUAUUGUUGCCAAAUCACCCGCAGCUGCGAAGAGAGCUCAGUCGUACGCCGAGCGUCUGAGACUGGGUUUGGCGGUGAUUCACGGUGAAUCUCAGUCCGAGUCUGAUCAGGUCGACGGUCGAAACUCUCCUCCUGUGUUCAGGCCCUCAUGCGGACCCCCAGGCCUCGAGCUGCCCUGGAAAUACCAAGCGCCGUUUCCUGGCAUCGAGCUUCCAAUGAUGAUGGCUAAAGAGAAACCACCCAUCACCGUGGUGGGAGACGUUGGAGGUCGAAUCGCCAUCAUUAUUGACGAUAUCAUCGAUGACGUGGAGGAAUUUGUGGCUGUGGCAGAGAUUCUGAAGGAGAGAGGAGCGUAUAAGGUUUACGUCAUGGCCACUCACGGCUUGCUCUCGGCCGACGCCCCGCGUCUCAUUGAGGAGUCCCUUAUAGACGAGGUGGUGGUGACUAACACCGUCCCCCACGAGAUCCAGAAGCUUCAGUGUCCCAAAAUUAAGACGGUGGACGUCAGUAUGAUUCUGGCUGAAGCCAUCCGUCGCAUCCACAACGGAGAAUCCAUGGCCUACCUGUUCCGCAACAUCACGGUGGACGACUAACGGCAGGCUAACAACGAGCGAAACGAGUCCUCGCGCUGAUCUUGGAUCAGCCUGGUGCCUGGGAUUUUGUCUGGUAGUUUCAGAUAGUGGUGUUGUUUUUUUUUUUUU
Molecule: messenger RNA, 1700 nt
Organism: Clarias gariepinus (North African catfish)
Lineage: Eukaryota; Metazoa; Chordata; Actinopteri; Siluriformes; Clariidae
Product: phosphoribosyl pyrophosphate synthase-associated protein 1-like
Exons: 12
Coding region: 486-1592 (368 amino acids)
Biological process (GO): 5-phosphoribose 1-diphosphate biosynthetic process; purine nucleotide biosynthetic process
Cellular component (GO): cytoplasm; ribose phosphate diphosphokinase complex
Molecular function (GO): ribose phosphate diphosphokinase activity; magnesium ion binding
Source: RefSeq, a predicted model, not a curated record